CGAUUUUUCAUAGUGCCGCGGCUAAGGGCCCAAUCAAUGUGCAAUUUCCUGUCAACAUUUGGUUGAGAGACGCAAGGCUCUUUGAUCACUUCGUAUCGAACCGCCUGUACAUGGUGAGUCUCUCCAAGAAAUGGUCGAGGAGUAGAGAAAGAAAAUUUCUAAGUCUAAAAACUAAGCGGUGAAAUCUCAUUCAACGGUUACCAAUACUACUAAGCGAGCUUGUACAGCGCAACUUUGAAAAGUUGGCUUGUUUUCGACUUCCCCUUCUACGAGGGACAAAAAUGGAGAUCUUUGAGAGCGAGAAUAAUGCCACGGCGCAAGGAUACCGUGUGCACCGCUCCGGGAAGAACAUCAUUUACCACGGGAAAAUCAGCAAGGAAGGGGCAGCGGAUUUCCAGAAGGCAACCCUGGAGGCAAUCCUGGAGCUGGAGAAGGAAAAAGCCAAAAAGAACAAGCCACCUCCGCCUCCGGCAAAACCUGGAGCCAAUGGGACCAAUGGAUCCCCGCCCGCCUCACCCGAAGUCGCUGCGCCUGCUACUCCGGUCGACCCACCCAGUGGGCUUGCCGCGAAAGCUCCGUCAUCGUCUUCCGGUAGCAAGGCGAAGAGCAGCUGCGCAGAAAACGUAGCAACACGAACUGCUUCCGACGGAGAGGAUGUUUUCAGCCAAGAAACACUCGCAGCGGGUAGCUUUACUAGACCCACUGGCGUGUCCAAUGCAGCCGGAGAGCCCGGGCCGGAGCCUGAGCCGAUAGUGCAGAAAAAAGAAGCAGCAGCGCAGACAUCACCUAGCCCGGGAUCGAAAACCGCUGCAUCUUCUUCGUCCGCUACGGUUCCCUCGGAGAAAGAUGCAGCUGUGGUAGCAGAUAAAAAAUCGGCCGAUCUGCGGUUUCACUUCUCAAGUGACGGCGGCAGUCUAGCUGCGGGCUUCGCCAUGAUGGAUACAAUCAAGGAAGCGCGCUCUCAGGGACAUCUUACCGAAUGCAUCUCAAAAGGUACUUACUUAAUGGUUCAAACUUCUUGAAGUUUUUUUUUGAAAUAAACAUAGCCUCGAAUAAAUGACGUUUUAGCUUUGUUGAGCUGCAGAACAGAUAUCGUAGCAUUCCCACGUUCAGGCUUUGUCGGCUCUGCCGCAACCUUUCCGGCCUUUGCGUGCGAGAAAAGAUUUGCGUCGGAGCAUUGCCUCUUUCUGCUGCACCCGCCGUCCCGUGCCGGGGUGCAGGGACAAACGGAAGACCUGAAGAUUCACGCGGACAAUCUGGACCUCUGGCACGGCACGGCGCUGAAGGCGUACAACAUGUUAAGUACGGUCAAGUCUGCCUUUCCCCGCAUCAAGUCUAUGUUUCAGGAUAACCGCUACUCAACGGCCGCCGAUAUGCAGCAAUGCGGCUUUCUGGACGACGUGUGGCCGUAGCGGCACCGUUGUCGUGAACACUUUUUUACGACAUCGAACACAACUCAAUUUCUACCUUCUUGAGAACAGAGCAAAUAAUUUACUUGCGAUUCCCUGAGAGGUGCUGCAAAGAUAGGCAU
This is a messenger RNA of Amoebophrya sp. A120, 1531 nucleotides long. The record is from the annotation of a GenBank genome assembly. Lineage: Eukaryota; Dinophyceae; Syndiniales; Amoebophryaceae.